Molecule: messenger RNA, 2176 nt
Organism: Colletotrichum destructivum
Lineage: Eukaryota; Fungi; Ascomycota; Sordariomycetes; Glomerellales; Glomerellaceae
Product: Putative amidase signature domain-containing protein
Exons: 3
Coding region: 1-2001 (666 amino acids)
Source: RefSeq, a predicted model, not a curated record
AUGUGGCAGAAGGAGACUUGUGCAAGCCGCCCCAAGAUCACUAGCAUCUAUUUCCAACUCGCCCUCCAACCGGUCAUGCUUCAGCGAUUUGUUGUCUUGCUGGCUCUGACAGCUUCAUGUCAAGCAGCAAGCUCCCCGUUACAGCUGACCGGGACCACCGCUCUCUUGGGUGGCAAUCCAUACUGGGUCGACCCGAAUGCUGUCGGAAAGAUCCCAAGAGACAUUGCGUUAAAGACGUUUGGGAACAACACGUCCUUUUUGGGAGGAUAUCGUCCCAUUAGUGUGGUUGAUGCCGCAACUGGUAAUGCAACGACAGAGUCUCUGGAGCAGAGUUUGGCUCGUUUCCUUGCUGAGGAUGACGUCUGGAGCAAAGAUUUCUCUGAUGUCAUCUACUCGCAAAGUACAGCCUCCGACGGUCAGCACGAACGCCAGGGUAUAUCUGUGAACCAAUGGAGCCAUCGCACGGUGGUUGUCGGUAGCGUCAGCGAUGAACGUGGGAAAAUCCCGGAAGGGCCUUACUUCCUGUCUCUGGAUGGGGGCCUACACCGCGUAUUCCGCCUUUACGCCGAUUCCCAGAAUGCGUUCGCCGAAAGCACUUAUGCUGAUCCAGAAGGGAAUCAUGCAGUCCUCCCCGCCAAUCUUCCAGGCGGAGGCCUUGCCAUCGCGGUUCCUUCACGUCUUUACUACAAGGCAACGCCCAAGAGACCUCUGGCUGGUGUGCGUCUUGGUGUCAAAGACAUUUUCGACAUAUCGGGCAUCAAAACUGGGAAUGGGAACCGUGCUUGGUACAACCUCUACUCUCCGGCCAGCCAGACAGCACCGGCAGUCCAAGCCCUCAUCGAUGCGGGUGCCGUCGUAGUUGGAAAGGUGAAAACAGCGCAAUUUGCCAACGGCGAGUUCUCUAAUGCCGAUUGGAUCGACUACCAUUCCCCUUUCAACCCCAGGGGAGACGGAUACCAGGACCCCAACUUCUCGUCCGCGGGCGCUGGGGCAAGCGUCGCAUCAUACGAGUGGCUGGACAUUGCGCUUGGAUCGGAUACAGGUGGGAGCAUCCGCGGUCCCGCCCGGGUGCAGGGUCUCUAUGGGCUUAGACCCUCCCACGGGGCUGUAUCCCUCAAUCACACCUUGCCCCUGGCCCCGGAGUUUGACACGGCCGGUCUUGUUGCCCGAGACCCAGCUCUUCUGCGGAAUGCUUCUGCGGUCUUGUACGGCGUAUCGGCGUAUUCCUCGAGCAACUUCCCCCGCACCCUGCUCGUCGAGCCGUACCCCGCAGGACUGAGUCAGGAGACAACAGCGGCUCUGGACAAGGUUUUGAGCGGGUUGAGAGAGUUCCUUGGAAUCGAGGCGAUCACGCCUUUCAACAUCACCGAGUCGUGGCGCACUUCCCGGCCACCCUCGGCCCCCGAGACCCUUGAUGGCCUGCUGAACACGACCUACGCGACUCUCAUCACCCGGCGCCAGACCAAGCUCGUUCGAGACCCCUUCUACGCCGACUACGGCCGGUUGCACGACGGGCGACUUCCCUUUGUCAACCCGGUGCCACUGACGCGAUGGGGUUAUGGGGACAGCCUUCCCGAGGCCGCAGUGGAUGAUGCCUUGAGGAACAUCACCGUGUUCAAGGAUUGGUUCCAGGGCGAGGUCCUCCCAGUCGACAACAGGACGUGCUCGUCCUCCAUUGCCGCCUAUGCCAGCCCGCCGGUAAUCCAGUACAGAAAUGUGUACCGGAGCCCGCCUACGGUACCAUUUGGGUUCGCUAGCUCGUACUGGAGCGUGUUUGGUGGAGUGCCUGACAUGGUCACGCCGAUCGGUCAGACUCCAUACAACUCUUCCAUAACGAAACACGUGGAGAACCUGCCUGUGACCAUUAACCUGGUGGCUGCAGCUGGUUGCGAGCACAUGCUGUUGAGCCUUGUCGCCGAGCUGGCAAGGGAGGGAUUGUUGACGUCUUCAGCGGUGGGGGCAAGCUCCGUAGACGGCGGAGCAAUCCUCCAAAGAAUAUAGCCGGACGAACGCCUUUCGCGAACAAUCAGUAACUAAAGAUACCGAGUUUCUCCUUUCGAUCGAUGUAGCAAGGUUAAACCAAGUCAAGCGAGGAAUGAAAGAAAGUUCAGGGGACAAAAGUUUGUUAUAGAAUACCUGUAAUAGGGUUUGCAAGACAAACUUUGGAGUUCGGUCC